CACUGUUUUCAUCGCAGCAGCACUUUUAGAGGAAGAAAGCGACCGGACGGCUCACACUCGCCGAUAACCAACCCAAACCUCCAAAAACCACUUGAAUUUAUAUUUUAGUGCAAAAAUGACGACUGCACCAUAUAACUAUUCCUAUAUUUUCAAAUAUAUCAUUAUUGGUGACAUGGGGGUUGGAAAGUCAUGUUUACUCCACCAGUUCACAGAAAAGAAAUUUAUGGCUGACUGUCCUCAUACAAUUGGUGUUGAGUUUGGCACACGGAUAAUUGAAGUGAGCGGGCAGAAGGUGAAGCUUCAGAUUUGGGACACGGCAGGGCAGGAGAGAUUCCGUGCUGUCACACGCAGCUACUACAGAGGAGCCGCCGGGGCCCUCAUGGUGUAUGACAUCACCAGGCGAAGCACGUACAACCACCUCAGCAGCUGGCUGACUGAUGCCAGGAAUCUCACCAACCCCAAUACUGUGAUCAUUCUAAUUGGUAACAAAGCAGAUCUAGAAGCCCAGCGUGAUGUCACAUAUGAAGAGGCCAAGCAGUUUGCUGAAGAAAACGGUUUGUUAUUCCUUGAGGCAAGCGCAAAAACAGGUGAGAAUGUGGAGGAUGCUUUCCUUGAAGCCGCAAAGAAGAUCUACCAGAACAUUCAAGACGGCAGCCUGGACCUGAACGCGGCCGAGUCAGGGGUCCAGCACAAGCCCACUGCCCCCCAGGGUGGGCGGCUCAGCAGUGAUGCACAGCCUCAGAAGGAGGGCUGCAGCUGUUAAUGACCAUGGAGACUUCACUCUCUCUAUUUCUCUAUUCCUUCCCCUCCCAGAUCCCACCUUCGACUCCCUCUGUAUCUAAAAGUCUUUCCCCUUCCAGUAUGUUGGCUCAUGGAGACUGGGGCCAGAUGUGUAACAUAAUUCAUGUUCUCUUCUUUCCCACCUUCACUUCUCCUCUGUAUUCCCUCACUUGUUUUGCUUGUUUCUCAUACGCACACACCCCAGUGCUCCCAUUAAGCACUCAAGGGAGGACGGCUCCUCCACUGAACACUAAUCCCGAAGAGAGAAGAUGAUUGUCGAUAAACUGAAGAAAUGCUGGGUUUAUCCUUUACAGAUGUGAUGUGCGUAACUAUAAACUAAACAUCUCAUGUACGUGGGGGCUGUCUGAAUACUAGAGUAAUGUAAAUGAAAUGGAAAUAUUGGCAAACGUUAUUCGUGAUCAGGAGAACAUGCAUCAACAUUGUAUGUAACAUUUUGUUAAAAAUCUAAAACUGAAAUAUUGUAUUCUGUUUUAAAUUAGAGUUUUUUGCAGUUCACAUCCAAUCACCAAAUAUUUAUCCCUGUUUGUACCUAUUCAGGAAAUAAUAUACAUGUACUAUACAAGAUUAGUAUUGUUUUGAGAAGAAUCUCAAUGAAAGGUCCAUUGUAAAAAAAAAAAAAAAAAUCAGCUAGGGUCAUUUCAGACAGUUAUUUUAACUUAGUAACUGUUAUAGUAAUAUAUUGAAGAAGCUGGGACACAUUUUAGGUCCUGGAGAAUGUUUUCCGCACUUUGCAGAUUUGAUUUUUUUUUUUUUUUGUUGUUGUUGUUUUUCCCGAGGGCCUGGGGCUGGUUUAGUGUUAAGAUCUUAAGUCUAUACAAAGUUUCAGAUCCCCUUUCAAGCUGUUUUUGCAGUAGCACCUCAUUGCAGUACACAAGAUCUAGGGGGCGGAGUUGGGUAGGUUUAGGGGUGGGUUUAGGGAUCAGGGGGUGGAGCUGUGUGGGUUUAGCUAUAUGUAAGGUGGGAGGAGUUGGAUCUGGACCCGACUCCUCCCCGCGGAUUUCAUGUUCCGCAGUGAGGACCAUCUCUGUUUUUGAGCAUCUGUAAAUAUUUGAACAUCACAGUAGCUUAAGAAACAGACCAGCUGGAGAAACAUGUACUGAAUAUUCAGGCCCUGCAAAUUGUCAUCAUAUCAUGAUAUUCAUACUGUUUUUACAUCGAUAAUUUCAGUUGCCUUAUGCUUUGCUUCUGUUCACGCUGAUGUGCUGCCCUUUUUAUUCAUAAUCCUCAUGUAGCUUUUAUCAAAAGAAUUCCAGCGAUUCACUUGUAAUAGAGAUUUUGCCUUUUCAAAACAUUCCAUUAAAUUGAUUUCCAAACACUGGUCAUCUUUUGCGCUGAGCUGAGUUUCUUGAAGGUUGGUUAAGCAUGAUGCACGAUAUGACUGCUUUUUACAGGCAUCAUGGUUUUCCCCCAAUCCAAAGGGAGUUCAUCAAACCCUACAAUUUAUGAAUAUGUAACAAAGAGGCCACCACAGCAUGAGAAAUUCAGCCCUGAUCUGAUUAGUACAGCAUCUUGAAAAAACAACUUAAAAUGGGUUGAUGUGACAACCAGCAGUUUUCUUUUUCCAUAGAUGCACAUUUGCAGUGGACCGAUAAAAAGGCAAAAACAAGCACUCCAAAUAUGAUUUUUCUAUAAAAAUGUGUGUAUAACAGUAGAUUUUAGACGUUUUGUAAACUGAAAAUCCCUUUUUAUUUUGUGUUUACUGUCUUUUGCUUUUUUGACAUCUUAAUGACAUCUGCAAAAAAUAAUCUUCUGCUCUUGAAUUAUGUCUUCUGACUGUAAGUGACUUUUAUUUGUAAUUAUGUUAAUAAAGACAACAUAUACAAUUGA
Pimephales promelas (fathead minnow) is the source of this 2628-nucleotide messenger RNA. RefSeq names its product RAB14, member RAS oncogene family (gene rab14). Gene Ontology annotation, molecular function: GTPase activity; GTP binding. Gene Ontology annotation, biological process: phagosome maturation; Golgi to endosome transport; endocytic recycling. Lineage: Eukaryota; Metazoa; Chordata; Actinopteri; Cypriniformes; Leuciscidae. The record is from RefSeq and is a predicted model, not a curated record. Gene Ontology annotation, cellular component: phagocytic vesicle; recycling endosome; trans-Golgi network.